Molecule: messenger RNA, 1548 nt
Organism: Syzygium oleosum
Lineage: Eukaryota; Viridiplantae; Streptophyta; Magnoliopsida; Myrtales; Myrtaceae
Product: probable transcription factor At5g28040
Exons: 1
Coding region: 85-1218 (377 amino acids)
Biological process (GO): regulation of DNA-templated transcription
Cellular component (GO): nucleus
Source: RefSeq, a predicted model, not a curated record
CCAGUCGAUCCACACCACCAAACCAACCCGCCCGUCUCCCUGUGUCGCGACUGGGUUUUGCCCGUAAGCCUUAGCCGGAGCCGGAUGGACUCCUCCUCCACCCCGCCACCGCCACCGCCACCGCCACUCGAGCCACCGUCAAAACUCCCCGUCAAACGCAAAAACCCUAACCCAGCCGCCUCCACCGCCGCCGACCACCGCCUCCACGACCCCCCCGCCGCCUCCUCGCCGCCCUCCAAGUUCCACCGGAUCUGGUCCGAGCCCGACGAGAUCCGCUUCCUCCAGUGCCUCCUCGACUGCGCCUCCUCCCAGAGCCUCUCCUUCCCCCGCGACCUCCGCGUCUUCUACCGCCGCUUCUCCGCCUCCUCCUCCUCCUCCUCCUCCUCCCAGCCCUACUCCAAUUCCCAGCUCUACGAGAAGCUCCGCGGCCUCCGCAAGAAGUACCGCGCCGUGUCCUCCCGGCUCGACCGCGGCGCCCUCGAUCCCUCCCGCCUCUCCCCCCACGACCGCGCGCUCUUCGACCUCUCCGAGAAGCUCUGGAGCCCCAAGCACGCAUCUGCCUCCCACUUUGGCGCUGCUGAUGGCAAUGUCGGUAGCAAUGCGGGUAGCGGCAGCGGCAGCGGCGAUGCCAUGCCUGACGAUGGGGUUGGCUUGGUCGGCGUUAGGGUUAGUUUCGCCGCGGAGUUGCAUUUGGGGUCGAAGGGCCGGGACGAGAACGGUAGGGGCGUGAUCGGUUGCGCGGAGGAGGACGAGGAGGAGGAGGAAGAGGAAGAGGAGGAGGAAGAAGGGGAGGAGGAUUAUGCCGCCGACGGUGUUCAUGGCGAUGCAAAUGGCGCUCGUGCCGUGCGUGGUGAUCGUCAUGGAGGCUUGAAGAUGAAAGAGGUGAACGUUGAUUGCGAUUUCGGCGGGCGAGGGGAUGGGGUUGCGAUUUUGAACAAGACUGGUGGCUCAGGUGGUGGUGCUGGUGGGAUUGGUGAAUUGGUGAAGAGAGCUGCCUUGGAUGUGUUUGAUCAGUCUCUGGAAGAGGUCAAGGCGGGUUUUUCGCAAGAGGGUUUGCAUUGCUAUUGCAGAUGUAGCUGCCUUUCGGAUAGCCUCGACUCUAGCUUUGCCGCGACCAAGGAUAGGCCGGGGCGUUUGCUAGAUCAAAGGUCGGCAGAGUUGGAUGUCUUCGGUCGACGGUUGAGGUUGAUCAUCGAGGAAGUACUUACCAGGAAGUGAGUAUGCGUUCCUUCCGUCGCUACGAUCUCGGCGCAUCACACCGAUAAGUGCAGGUUCCACUUAACUAAUGUUAUUAGAAUCGGGAGAAUUUUUUCAUGGACGCAUAGGUGGUUUCUUGAGUGCUUAUAACCUAGGAAAUGAGUUCAUAGCCCUUCUGUAGAUAGAAUCUGCUGUCAUUCAUCUAGUGAUAUUAUUGUACAUUCCUAUAUCUAAGUGCAUUCUUCAGUAAUAUAUCCAUUUUCCUGGAUCUUAGAAGUUGGAAGUCAGUUAUCUUACCAUUGCAAAUGUGAUUACGGUUCACUUUGAUAAGUAAUCUUGAGUUUUUUAGCA